Molecule: messenger RNA, 2474 nt
Organism: Siniperca chuatsi (mandarin fish)
Lineage: Eukaryota; Metazoa; Chordata; Actinopteri; Centrarchiformes; Sinipercidae
Gene: ufsp2
Product: ufm1-specific peptidase 2
Exons: 11
Coding region: 652-1938 (428 amino acids)
Source: RefSeq, a predicted model, not a curated record
GGUUCACGUUCCUUGCUGCUGUGUCCUUCUCGGAUGCUGUAUCAUUUAUCUGAUUACCAUCAGAGGAAAGCCUCCACAACCCAAUAUGUAACUCUCCUAACACUACCUGCAUUACAUGUGUGGCCAUAAACAGGAAACUUCAAGAAUUUUAACUCUUAAAAAUAUCUGACUCAGGCUUAAAAAAAAAACACUAUGUGAAAUGUAUAUGUAAUUGUAGAAUGUAAAGUCCUUCUCAAGAUGUAAAAAUUACCUGAAACAAAACCAAGGACAUAACUUUGGUGUCCUCAAAGGUAGCUGCAGCCAUGCUUCCUGGAGGUCAUUUAAUGUAAAAAUCUUACAUAUAGCAUUUUUAGCUGCUCUACCCACAGCCAGGUGAAGAUUAGGGCCUCUGUUCCAUACCAUCAUAUUAAUUUUCAUUCUACAUUCUACAUGUCUAUAUGUCUAGGGCUGCAACUAACAGUCAUUUUUAUUAUCGAUUAAUCUGUCGAUUAUUUUCUCGAUUAAUCGAUUAGUUGUUUGGUCUAUAAAAUGUCAGAAAAUGGUGAUAAAUGUCGAUCAGUGUUUCCCAAACACACAGGUAGAGAAGACAGCAAAACAAAGUAAAAUGUUGAUGCACUACUCGUGCACAAAGUAAUCUCGAGAACAUUUGCGAUGCUUCACGCUCAGGUGAAAUCUGAAUCCUGUGUUCUAACAGUCUGUGACAGUCCUGUUAUUAUUUGGCCAAACAAAGGUGUUUAUGCAACACCUGAAGAAAUAGCUCCAAAUACACUGUGUGAAGAUAUACAUCAGUGGAUACAGACAGAAGAACAAGAGAGUGCUGGCAAGAGGUCAGCAAAAAAGAAAAGCAAAAAAGGUCCAGCAGCGAGUGUCAUUAACCUUCGCCUGAUGAUGGAGGUGACAAAGACCGGACCUCUUUCAGCCCCGAUCCUCAGCCGGACAAUCCAGAAAUCUCACUUCCUGUCUACAACUCUUCCCAUGGACUGUGUCGUCCGUACCACCUGCAAUGACACAAUCAAAGAUGCCUUUGAGCGCCUGUUGGAGGCGCUAACUCAUCAACUUUGUGAGAUGGAGAAAGUGACCCUGCAGCACAUGAAGGGGACCACGCUGCUGGUACCUGAGCCGCUCCACUUCCUCCUUCCAGAGCCAAAAGGACUAGUGACCGUGGUUUACCCAGCAGGAGUGCCUGACAGCCAACUAGAGACACAACGCAAGGAAUUGCAUCAACAGUUUGAGCUACCAGAUGACUGGCCCUAUUUUAGAAGAGCCAAUGCUUACCACUUUCCCAAUGAGCCCUACAAAGAUGGUUAUCUCCGAAACCCCCAUCUGGUCCUCGCACAUCCCACCCUAGACAAUGGAAAGGUGUACUUGGUCCAGGGCAUCUACAGCUAUCACCACUACAUGCAGGACCACAUGGAUGACAAUGGCUGGGGCUGUGCUUAUCGCUCCCUGCAGACCAUCUGCUCCUGGUUCCAGCAGCAAGGCUACGUAGAGCGGCCUGUGCCCACUCAUAAGGAGAUCCAACAGGCUUUAGUGGAUGUUGGAGACAAACAGGCGUCCUUUGUUGGGUCACGCCAGUGGAUCGGAUCCAUCGAGGUUCAGGCUGUUCUGAACCAGCUGCUUGGGGUCACUUCCAAGAUCAUGUUUGUGAGUCAAGGUUCUGAGUUGGCAUCCAAAGGCAGAGAACUGGCCAACCACUUCCUUACUGAAGGGACUCCUAUCAUGAUUGGAGGGGGAGUUUUAGCUCACACUAUUCUAGGUGUGGCAUGGAGUGAGAUCACCGGGCAGAUCCGCUAUCUCAUCCUAGAUCCACAUUACACAGGAGCAGAGGAUUUACAGGUUAUCACAGACAAGGGCUGGUGUGGCUGGAAGGGACCAGAUUUUUGGGAUCAAACUGCGUAUUAUAAUCUGUGUCUGCCUCAGAAGCCAAAGAUCAUCUGAGCUCUCACAGCCUUUCACAUGGAAAUCAUGUGGCAUUGGUAAAGCAUCUGCAAAACUUUGUGACAGUUUAACUUGUUUCUUUUAUAGAAAUGUCUCCAACAUUGCAAAUCUGAGUAACUUCUGUAAUGAUGUUAAAUUCUUGAAAUUCACUCUUACGGUUUUGGUCAAGUCCUACUUAAAUUAUUGUCUUGUGUUAUAGACUGUUGGUCAGAUAAAACAAGAAAUGUGAAGACAUCAUUGUGGGCUUUGGGAAAUUAUUAUGGGACUUUUUAACUAUUUUCUGACAUUUUAUGGACGGUAAAAUAACCGUUAGUUGGAGCCCUAUUACAGACAACCAAAUAAUACGGGCCCUAUACAUCAACUGGACAAAAUGUCUGUGGUUUUUCAUGGACACCUACAUUAAAGAAUUAUUGUUUUCUAUUAAUUUGUAAACCUGAAUUAUGAGAAGUGAAGAUAAAUCUAUACUCAUUCUUAUGCAUUCUGUAAUAUAUAUAUUUGCUAGUGAAUAAAUUACAGUGAAGUUACACUAAUCCUCA